Messenger RNA from Cuscuta epithymum, 1676 nucleotides. Lineage: Eukaryota; Viridiplantae; Streptophyta; Magnoliopsida; Solanales; Convolvulaceae. The record is from the annotation of a GenBank genome assembly.
AAAGUUAUGGAGCAUCUUUCAUAAAAAAAUCAUUCUUGUUCAGGGAAAUAGAAAAUCGCCAUCCAACCGCGACUCUGCCAGAAAGAACUGCAGCACGCAUGCUCACUGGAGUACCCAAAAAUGGAAUUUAACUGCUCCGAUUUGAGCCUCUGGAAAGAGGCCUUGUUGUCCUACGAGGCCCGUAUCGAAGCCUUGGAUAAGCCCAAUCUCGUCUCUCUAGACGGCUUCUACCGGAACGAACUCCCCGUUCUCAUCCGUCAGCGGGACCCUACUCCGUACAUCAUCACGUCGGAACUCACCAAGCUCAUGCAAUGGAAGCUCACCCGAGGCAAAUGGAGGCCGAGGCUUUUGGAUUUCGUGUCGUCAUUAGAUGAUGAAGUAGUAAAAUCGGCUUCACAGGCAGGAUUUCGCUCUCUCCCGGACGUCUCCAAAGCCAUUUCGGAGCUUACGGUUUUGAAAGGUGUUGGUCCGGCCACGGCUUCAGCUGUCCUGGCCGCUUACGCCCCUGAUGUUGCACCGUUCAUGUCUGAUGAAGCAAUGGAUGCUGCCAUUGGUAACUCCAAAGAUUACACCCUGAAACAGUAUUUAGUUUUCGUGGACAAGCUACAGGCGAAAGCUAAGGUGACUACUGUGCUGUAUAUAUUUUAGUUUGAUUGAAUUGGAGGUAAUUACAGUUAUUUUGGUAAUGAGGCAUUUGCAUUGAUACCAUAUCUUCAACUUUUGGAAAUUAUGUAAUUGAUUGUUAAUGGAAAAUGCUUCUUCAUUUUAAUGCGCAAAAUGCGUUUAGGAUAGGAUUAUCAUUUUCAGUGACAUGAGAACCUGCAGUUGCUGUCUUGUGGUGCACACUGGGUGAAGCAUGUAAAUUGUACUGGAUGAAUUAUAUUUUACCAGUUGUAACAAGUAGGUCAAUAGGCAGUACUUGGUAAGAUUUAAAGACGGGACCUUGCAGCUGCCAUGUUAAUUGUUCAACCAACUUGGCUACCCUUGUGGGGUAUGAUAGGACUACCAUGAAAUUAGAGCUAGUAGUUUUAGACUUUUAGCAUGUUUAGGUAAGGUCUAGAAAGAGUUUGUGAUUUAUGGUAACUUGGGGAUUCAUAUGGUGAUUAUGGAAGAAGUAUAACUUAUAGUUUGACAAUUGAUGUGCAUUUUUUACUAAAGCCAGAGUACUAAGUUGUUCGCAGGUGUUGUAACUUUUCAGCUUGCCAAUUUCUUUUAUUAUCACACAGGAGAGCUUUAGUGAUGACUCACAGUUGAUUACACACUAGAGCUUCAAUAGGAAUUAACAGCAAAAGGUCUUACAUUUACACCAUCCGACAUCGAAAGGGCCUUAUGGAGUAGUGCCAUUGGUGCCAAAUUGAGUGGCUCCACCAAGAAACGGGGAGGUGAAACUGGGAGCAAGUCAAAAAGAAAGAGAAAUCGAUAAUCAUGCUGCUACCUGCUUGAUCCAUGACGUGCGGUAACUAGUUAUGAGUAGUUAGCUAACUUCUUCAUUACCCUUCUGAUCAUCUUUUCAAGCUUUGGUUUCUUGUAGCUUGUAGUAGUUUGUAUUAAUAUGUAUGUGUCGUAUCUAAGCAGCGACAGUGAAAUAUCUUCAGGAUCGUAGUAUUAUUCAGAAACCAUCAUGCUCUCUAUUUGUAAUUUUAUUUAUAUAUUGGACUUUUUCUUGGUUCAUACUU